AUGAACUAUCAAAGGCCCCCUUUCGAGCCCUUGCAGUUCGUCCCCGCCCGAGACAGGGAGACAAUACUGGAUCUUCCAGUUCGGGGGGUCGAUGUUGUCGCCCAUGACCCGCUUGAAAAUGGCGGCAAUCACUGGUGCUUUUAUCUCAAUGUUACGGAUACUACGUCGGUGCAGCUUGACAUGACCCCGUCCUACAAUAUCCCUGGUGCCACAAACCCCAGUGGCAGCAAGGGCUUUUUGAUCAUUAGCUAUCUAGAGCACGCUGUUCCGAUGUCGAGUACGGCACAGCAAGUCGUGCGAAUGGACGCUCGCCCUGGCAGCAAAGCGCGAGAUUUUCUUGGCUCAAUACUGAGCCAGAAGCGUCAUCAAUAUGAGUUCAACUUCGCAGGAGAAGGCUGCAGGUUUUGGACCACCCAGCAAAUUAACCUCUUUGAGACAUCUGGAUUCCUCAUCAACCCUUCCCAGGUGGCAGCCGCGAAAGACGCUAUUCUUACAAAGUGGCCCAGUGGAGUCGGGUACCCUCUUGUGGUUGGCACCUACUAUCCCUGA
Messenger RNA from Aspergillus tubingensis, 549 nucleotides. RefSeq names its product glyceraldehyde-3-phosphate dehydrogenase, type I. The transcript has a single exon. Lineage: Eukaryota; Fungi; Ascomycota; Eurotiomycetes; Eurotiales; Aspergillaceae. Bases 1 to 549 code for a protein of 182 amino acids. The record is from RefSeq and is a predicted model, not a curated record.